Molecule: messenger RNA, 1526 nt
Organism: Manihot esculenta (cassava)
Lineage: Eukaryota; Viridiplantae; Streptophyta; Magnoliopsida; Malpighiales; Euphorbiaceae
Product: putative dihydroflavonol 4-reductase
Exons: 5
Coding region: 254-1264 (336 amino acids)
Source: RefSeq, a predicted model, not a curated record
CGAGGAGUUUUUUUUUACCGGGCAAUCAUCCUGUGAGGAAUGGAUGCAUGUGGGCAUGAAAAAUCGUCUAUCCUCACUUGGAAAUACGAAGAGGUCAAGGGCGUUUCACAACUUCCAGAUGAGAUCAAGAGAAGCAAAAAAGAAUCUGCCCCCAAUCUCCGACCUCCGAGCUCCGAGCUCCGAAGUAGACUCAUCGCUGUAACUGGAAGCUGACUUGCCUCCCUCUCUCCCUAGCCAAUAAAUUAUAGCGAAUAUGAAAGUGCUGGUGACUGGCGCUUCCGGUUACUUAGGUGGGAGACUCUGUCGCGGACUUCUGGAAAAAGGCCACUCUGUCCGCGCCUUGGUCCGUCGCACCAGCGAUCUCUCCGCCCUCCCUUCGUCCUCCACCGAUGGUGAUUUCGAGCUUGCCUACGGUGAUGUAACCGACUACCGGUCUCUUCUGGAUGCCUUCUCUGGUUGCUCCAUCAUCUUCCACGCCGCCGCUCUCGUUGAACCCUGGCUACCCGAUCCUUCUAAAUUCUUCUUGGUUAAUGUAGGGGGAUUGAAGAACGUGUUGCAGGCAGCUAGAGAACAGACAAUCCAGAAGAUUAUCUACACGUCGUCGUUUUUCGCCCUUGGACCGACUGAUGGACACGUUGCUGAUGAGAGCCAAGCGCAUCCCGAGAAAGUUUUCUGUUCGGAGUACGAGAGGUCCAAAGCGAUGGCAGAUAAAAUUGCACUACAAGCUGCUGCCGAUGGGGUGCCAAUAGUGGUGGUUUACCCCGGUGUCAUAUAUGGUCCAGGCAAGCUUAGUACGGGUAAUAUUGUGGCUCAGUUGCUGAUUGAGCGCUUUCAAGGCCGUUUACCUGGAUACAUAGGCAACGGAAAUGAUAGAUUUUCUUUCAGUCAUGUUGAUGAUGUAGUACAAGGACAUAUAGCAGCAAUGGACAAAGGUCAAUUGGGAGAAAGAUUCCUACUAACAGGAGAAAAUGCAUCAUUCAUGCAUGUUUUCAAUAUAGCUGCCAUCAUUACUGAAACAAGCAAGCCGAGAUUUAACAUUCCUUUAUGGGUGAUUAAGGCUUAUGGGUGGUUGCUGGUUUUUUUCUGUCGACUUACAGGAAAGCUUCCUCUUAUUAGUCCACCGACGGUGUAUGUUCUAAGUCGCCAAUGGGCAUAUUCUUGCGAGAAGGCAAAAGCAGAGCUGGAUUAUAAUCCUCGAAGCUUGCAGGAAGGGCUAAAGGAGGUGCUUCCGUGGUUGAAAAGCUUAGGGGUCAUAAAAUAUUGAGUAGAAGGUGUUUUCUUGAAGUUGUAAUCUUGCUGAAUAUUGUCCGACUCUUGCUUCCGAGAUGAGUUCUAUCUCUUGGGAUUGUCUGAGUUCCCUAUUCUAUAUCAGUCUCUGAAGUUCAACUUAACAUGUAAUGAAAUCAGAGGUGUCUCGAGUUUUUUCAAUUAUGUUGUUCCUGUUAUCCUAUACAUCAACAAGGUCCCUCUGAUUGUAUAAUAUUUAUCCUACGUUGUAGUAUCAACCGACGGUGUGAGUUGAAAUA